Messenger RNA from Mangifera indica (mango), 1724 nucleotides. Its product is annotated as fatty acid hydroperoxide lyase, chloroplastic-like. The coding region runs from base 40 to 1515 and encodes 491 amino acids. The record is from RefSeq and is a predicted model, not a curated record. NCBI's taxonomy places the organism in Eukaryota, Viridiplantae, Streptophyta, Magnoliopsida, Sapindales, Anacardiaceae. The transcript has 2 exons. Gene Ontology annotation, biological process: sterol metabolic process. Gene Ontology annotation, molecular function: heme binding; monooxygenase activity; iron ion binding.
CACUCUGUUUGAGUAAUGCUAACAAACUAUCAUUAAUCCAUGAGCAAAGCUCCCGGCAUGCCAUCUUCAUCUUCAUCUUCACCCUUGACUUCACAACCUCCACUCUCCACAGCCUCACCGCCCGCCAUGCCCCUCCCACUUCGCACAAUACCCGGAUCUUACGGUUGGCCUUUGCUUGGCCCCAUCUUUGACCGCCUUGACUACUUCUGGUUCCGGGGUCCGGCUAACUUCUUCAAGAAACGUAUGGAGAAGCACAAAAGCACGGUGUUCCGAACAAACUUGCCCCCGACGUGGCCACUCUUUUUGGGUAUUAACCCAAAUGUUAUUGCUGUUCUUGACUGUAAGUCAUUUUUACAUCUUUUUGAUAUGGAGAUUGUGGACAAGAAGAAUGUUCUCGCUGGUGAUUACAUGCCUAGUGUCAAAUUUACUGGAAAUUUAAGAACUUGUAUUUAUCUUGAUACUUCUGAGCCACAACACGCUAAGAUCAAGAACUUCGUCAUUGACAUUCUGAAACGCAGUUCAACAGUGUGGCUUACAGAGCUCAAGGCAAACCUCGACAUAUUGUUUGACACCAUUGAAACAAGUAUCUCCGCAAAGGGUUCUGCGAGGCUUUCAUUCCCUUUACAAAAAUGUUUGUUCAACUUCCUCACAACGGCCAUCGUCGGAGCUGACCCCACAACCGACCCGACCAUCGCCGACUCCGGCUACGCCAUGCUCGACCGCUGGCUCGCCCUCCAGAUCCUCCCUACCAUCAAAAUCGGAAUCUUACAGCCCUUUGAAGAGAUUUUUCUCCACUCUUUUGCUUACCCUUUUGCCCUCGUACGUGGAGACUACAGUAAGCUUUAUAACUUCGUUGAAAAACACGGCAACGAGGUGGUGCAACGAGGUGUCAACGAGUUUGGACUCACUAAAGAAGAAGCUAUCCAUAAUUUGUUGUUCACGCUAGGCUUUAAUGCCUUUGGUGGGUUCUCUGCUUUUUUACCUACUUUAAUCGGCACCAUUACUAGUGAUAAAACUGGAAUACAAGAGAAACUAAGAAAAGAAGUUAAAGAAAAGAUUGGAUCAUCAAGUUUGAAUUUUGAGUCAGUGAAAGAUUUGGAACUUGUUCAGUCUUUUGUUCAUGAAACUUUGAGACUCAACCCUCCUGUUCCUCUUCAAUACGGCAGGGCAAGGAAGGAUUUUCAACUGAGUUCGCAUGACUCGGUCUAUGAUAUAAAGAAAGGUGAGUUGCUUUGUGGGUACCAGCCUCAGGUAAUGAAAGACUCAAAGGUGUUUGAAGAUCCGGAGAGUUUUAAAGCGGAGAGGUUUAUGGGUGAAAAAGGAAGAGAGUUGCUGAAUUACUUGUACUGGUCAAACGGGCCACAGACUGGGUCAACCACCGAGUCGAACAAACAGUGUCCAGGUAAAGAUAUAGUUCCUCUGACGUCGUUUUUGUUCGUUGCUUAUAUAUUUCAAAGAUAUGAAUCGAUCAGUGGGAGCUCUUCUUCAAUCACAGCCGUUGAAAAGGCGAAAUGAGCAGGGAAGCAAUGGUGAUUUUGUUAAUUGCAGUGGUGAGAUACUGAAGUGGAAGAAUAAAAAGUGAAGGAUGAGAUUAAGAGGGUGGCUUGUUCAGGAAAUAUUUUAUUAUUAAAAUUGAAACGUUUGUUUAAAAAUAAAUUAUUUAAAAAGUUGUUGUAUAUAAAUAAUUAUUAUAUUUAAUAGAUAUAAAUAAUUAUUAUAUUUAA